AAAGAAGGAGUCAUUCAGACAGAAGCAAACUGAAGCGGGAACUACAGAGACCCACAGCUCCUCACACCUGAGAUCAAAAUCCACUCACCAGAAUGCAGUGCGUGUACAUUUUGCUGCUGCUGACCCUGGGAGGGUCUCUGGCCUCGCUACAUGACAAACAGACCGACUUUGGGCUGAAAGUCUUCUCUCAACUCGCCAAAACAUCCGCCCACAAGAAUGUGGCCUUGUCUCCGUACGGCGUCACCUCUGUCAUGGCCAUGGCGCAGCUGGGGGCUGCUGGGAGCACUCGCAGGUCCCUGACCGCUGUCAUGGAUUUCUCACUGCAAGAGAGAGGGAUGUCCCGGCAGCAGCGGCUUCUUCAGAGAGAUAUCUCCAGUGAAGAGGGCGUGGACAUCGCCAGCGGGGUGAUGGUGGAGAGGAAGAUGAGCCUGGAGAAGGGCUACCGCCGAGCCUUAGCCAAGGCCUUCCAGACCCAUCCUAACCAGGUGGACUUCACCAAACCGCAUCAGGCUGAGAAGGUCAUCAACGCCUGGGUGUCGGACCACACAGCAGGCUCCAUCCCCGAGUUCUUCGCCUCUGGAUCUCUUUCUGAUGAGACAAGACUGAUCCUGCUGAAUGCCCUGCACUUUCAAGGCCUGUGGAAGGUUCCUUUCGACCCGAAGCUGACCCAAGAAAGAAUGUUCCACUGUGCUAACGGCAGCUCCCUGCCCGUCCACAUGAUGCGACUCACCAACCGCUUCAACUAUGGUGAGUUUGUGACUGCCGAAGGAACCGACUAUGACGUCAUCGAGGUCCCAUAUGAGGGCGACUCUCUCAGCAUGUUCCUGGUGUCCCCGUUUGAGUCUGAGGUUCCUCUGAGCACUCUCAGUGCUGAGCUUAGCAGCCAGAAGAUUCCCCAGUGGAGAGCAGAGAUGAGGAACGUGAAGAGGCAGCUGGCCCUGCCCAGGUUCACGCUGACCUCCGAGGUGAAUUUGAAGGACGCUCUCGUCAACAUGGGUCUGGGAGAAAUGUUCAACCUGGCAACUGCUGACUUCACUCGGAUCACGACCGACGAGAGACUGUGUGUUUCCAAGAUUCUGCAGAGGCUGAAGAUCGAAGUGAACGAGCUUGGUACGAAAGGAGCGGCAGUUUCAGCCGCCGUGAUGUUUUCCCGCAUGGCGGUAGAGGAGAUCACUCUCGACCGACCAUUCCUCUUCCUGAUCCAGCAUAAACCCACAGGCACUGUCCUCUUCAUGGGUCAGUUCAACCACCCAGAGCAGCAGUAGAAGCCAACAUUCCCAAAUCCUCGCACUGAGUCUACUACUGCGACUUCCUUCUCACUGGACUGACUCUUAACAGCUUACCUGCCAUGGACAUGACGUGGACGAGACUUUGCCUUCUGUAUAUGCUAAUUUAUUCCUCUUCUUGCGCGUCAUUCACACAUGAAAAAAAUGAGAAAUGCUUUGUUGAUGUUUGUGUUUUUGAAAAGCUGUAUUUUUUAAAAUAUAUUUUUCUGUAUUCUGUCUGUUUUGAUAUGAUCCCUUGCAUUAUGUUGGUUAUUUAUUAAAUUGCUAUGUUUUAUAAA
This is a messenger RNA of Synchiropus splendidus (mandarinfish), 1564 nucleotides long. RefSeq names its product serpin peptidase inhibitor, clade E (nexin, plasminogen activator inhibitor type 1), member 1 (gene serpine1). Gene Ontology annotation, biological process: negative regulation of endopeptidase activity; negative regulation of vascular wound healing; negative regulation of plasminogen activation. The coding region runs from base 93 to 1265 and encodes 390 amino acids. Gene Ontology annotation, molecular function: serine-type endopeptidase inhibitor activity. The transcript has 9 exons. Lineage: Eukaryota; Metazoa; Chordata; Actinopteri; Syngnathiformes; Callionymidae. The record is from RefSeq and is a predicted model, not a curated record.